AAAACGUGUGUGAAAAUCACUUACGUGUUUUAGCUAGGUUGCCUUAUUACAUAAAACCCCUUGUGUUUGAUAUUGGUUUGCUUAGUUAAGGAGCUCGAAAUGUGGAUUAGUUGGCCUAAACAAACAAUGUCUACAAUAUUAUUAAACCCGGCCUCGUAACCCAACAUAUCCGACCUCAACUGCCCAAGUAAAAAGUAGCCAACAAAAAUUUCAAAUGCAUGAGGAAUGAUGUUGUCCAGGACCAUUUUCUGCACGGCAGUCCUGUUGGCGACGCUGGCAGUAAUCCUCUUGGCCUUGUUCUCGCAACUACCCAAAAGAAAGCCGUCGCCGCCGGGGCUCGACCUUUCAUUGUACAUCCAGCAACCAAACAACAACAACAUUGCAGGCUCCAAUAACGCGGUAGCACAACCACAACCCGAUGGCGGCGGAGGAGCUUUCAUCUUCCACCGGAUGCUCACCGAGGGACCCGAGAACACUUCACGGGUGGUGGGAAAAGCGCAGCGCUUCAUAAUCCCUGCGGAGCACUUUGCAAAAUCGGGAUUCAAUAUAAUCUAUCUGACCUUCUACACGCCUCAGUUUUCGGGCAGCCUUAGCGUGGAGGCCAAGCAUGUUUCCCGCCAAGACACGGAGGAGCUUACGGUGAUGGGGGGAACGGGGUCGUUUGCUUUUGCGAGAGGAGUUUCUGUUUUUGCUAAGACGACUGAUGAGGACGGUCACGUCGAUCAGCAAUCGUCGUCGGGGAAUGUAGUGGAUUAUGCCACUUAUCAUGUGAAGUUGCAGCUUAGAUUUCCCAAUCAGUCUCAGACUGUUCUGGGAUGAAAAUCUCAUGUUGCAUAGCACAGGUUUUGUUUUGUAAUAUGUUAAUUCUUUCUUGACGGGAGAGACAAAAAUCUAACAUAUACAUGUUGUGUGGCUAACCUAAUUGGCAAAAAUCUUACCAUGUAGAAAUUACUGUCUAU
Malus domestica (apple) is the source of this 959-nucleotide messenger RNA. NCBI's taxonomy places the organism in Eukaryota, Viridiplantae, Streptophyta, Magnoliopsida, Rosales, Rosaceae. The record is from RefSeq and is a predicted model, not a curated record.